Molecule: messenger RNA, 1581 nt
Organism: Mycena indigotica
Lineage: Eukaryota; Fungi; Basidiomycota; Agaricomycetes; Agaricales; Mycenaceae
Exons: 6
Coding region: 1-1581 (526 amino acids)
Source: RefSeq, a predicted model, not a curated record
AUGUCGUCCAGCGAAAGCCGUGUUUGUAUGGGAGACAGUGCUGAGGACCAGGCCUGCCGGUGCCAACGCUAUAUCCCAAACCCCAAUCAGUCGGUCGAUGACACCCAAGUUUGUCGUGACUGCAAGCAUUGGGAGAGCAUGCAUCGUUCAGCUCCUCGGCCAAGCACUGCUCUAGAUGACAUUCUUGCGAGAGUUGGCCGCUCCGGACUCAAGUCUUCCAGUGCUUCUGAGGAGGAAGCUCGCUCAGAAGCAAGCAGUGGUUUCCGAAAGGCAGAAGGCCAGGGUGGCCACACUAAAUUCCAGCGAAGCUCCAGUACUCGACGUGCAGUGAAGCCAAGUCUGUCGACAAAGGAGGAAAAGAACUUAUGUGUCGGCCAACUUAUAAUGAUACCCAAUUGUCGGCAGGAGGAGUUCUCAGCUGCGAGUGAUGAUGACGAGCGGAGCAACAGCGACUCCGACAUUCCUGUUGCGAUGAGAUAUGUUGCCGGUUUACCUGGUCCAGUGAUUGUCCAAGAGCUGAAAGAUGCCUCGUUGACUAUGCAAAACUUCACGUAUCGAAAGUCAUGGUCGGCGGAAAAGAUCAACGAAGUAUUGAUGGAGAACUUCAAGGAUGUGUUUGCUUAUCAAGAUGCGGUGAACCCAAACUUGCUUGAAGCUGGGGAGUUUCACUGGGUGCCUUUGGCACUCCAGGGAAAGAGCCUACAAGAGUUCAAGAAACGAGGCUCCAUUUGUGGAGACGAUCUUUACACUAUCUCAUCAGGCAAAGGCAAGAAGGUUGAAUUGAAGACGAUUUAUCUCGGCUUACGAUUCACAAUACCGCAUCGAGUCUAUUCAGACCCAUCAUGGCCAUUGACCUUCGAAGCUCUUAUUGCGGCUGAAUCAAAGAACAAGGGCAAGGGCAAGGCAGAGAAGCCAGCAUCAAAGCAGCGGAAAGUUAUUCUCAAGCUUGGACGACCAUCGCCUAAGAAAGAGACUAUCGUGAUCUCUGACGACGAGACUACUAGUGAUAUGCUACAAGUAGAAGUCAAGUCGGAACCCACAACUAACACUAUUGCCGCAACGACUGGUCAUGCCGCAAGCUCCCUAUUCCUCCCAGAAUUAUCUGACACCGAUGAUGCCGAACUUCCAACUCCCGAGCAACUUUCGCUCUCAGCUGCUGCUAAAACCACUGUCGCGCAAACCAAUAUGGCAUCGGCACCAUCGAGUUUCCAAGACUCUCUUAUUGCGCCAUUCACCCAGAAUAGCAACUCGAGCAUUUCGACCGCUGCCGCCACAAGCCAUCUGGACAUAUUCUCUAUUGCACCAGUUUCAUCCGAGUCGACCACAUUUGCACCUUCGAGAUCAGUGGUUGCUCAGGAGCCUCUUCAGCCUGCGAUUGGAGUGGCAGGGCCGUCGCGUUUCCGCGAUUAUUAUAGUGAAACAGAGGCCCUUGAAAACUUGGAGCGCUUUGGGACCUACCGCGAGCCACAAGCACCUGCAACCAAGAAGCGUACCUAUUUCACCACCUUCCUUGAAGGCUCUGGUGUAAAAUCACCCGAGCGCAAGUUCCCCAACCCCUGGAAGCGCUCGCGACAAUCGUAA